CCAUUAGAACAUUGGCUGCUGACAUCACAGUAGGGCAGCUGGUGACAUCAUCAUAACAGACAUGAUACGUAGCCAGAUGAACAGAAAAAUCUCUCAUUUGCUCACUAGAGUUUAGCAGAGACACAUGUCAGAGCCCAUUGCCCAUUGCUGUAGUUUUCUAGUGACUUUAUCGUCUUUUUCCAUUGUCAUAAAAUGAAGUAAACAAAGAAAAAAUAAUUUAGUGGAGAAAGGAGAAGAUGGAAGAGAGCUGAACGGAGACCAGAACAGUGGAAACCGUGUCCAGGAGCCGCCCAGUACAACUAAGGUACAGAGAAAGAAAAGGUUAUUACAUUCCUGCUAAAUAUCUGGGCCUGAAUGACCUAAAAGAGAAAGAAAACUUCCAGCAAAGAAGAGAGAAGUGUAAGUGGCCUUCAAGGACCCUGCUACAUCCAUCUGAUGGGCAGCACAGUAAACAAAGAAAAAAGAAUUUAGUGGAGAAAGGAGAAGAUGGAAGAGAGCUGAACGGAGACCAGAACAGUGGAAACCGUGUCCAGGAGCCGCCCAGUACAACUAAGGUACAGAGAAAGAAAAGGUUAUUACAUUCCUGCUAAAUAUCUGGGCCUGAAUGACCUAAAAGAGAAAGAAAACUUCCAGCAAAGAAGAGAGAAGUGUAAGUGGCCUUCAAGGACCCUGCUACAUCCAUCUGAUGGGCAGCACAGUAAACAAAGAAAAAAUAAUUUAGUGGAGAAAGGAGAAGAUGGAAGAGAGCUGAACGGAGACCAGAACAGUGGAAACCGUGUCCAGGAGCCGCCCAGUACAACUAAGGUACAGAGAAAGAAAAGGUUAUUACAUUCCUGCUAAAUAUCUGGGCCUGAAUGACCUAAAAGAGAAAGAAAACUUCCAGCAAAGAAGAGAGAAGUGUAAGUGGCCUUCAAGGACCCUGCUACAUCCAUCUGAUGGGCAGCACAGUAAACAAAGAAAAAAUAAUUUAGUGGAGAAAGGAGAAGAUGGAAGAGAGCUGAACGGAGACCAGAACAGUGGAAACCGUGUCCAGGAGCCGCCCAGUACAACUAAGGUACAGAGAAAGAAAAGGUUAUUACAUUCCUGCUAAAUAUCUGGGCCUGAAUGACCUAAAAGAGAAAGAAAACUUCCAGCAAAGAAGAGAGAAGUGUAAGUGGCCUUCAAGGACCCUGCUACAUCCAUCUGAUGGGCAGCACAGUAAACAAAGAAAAAAUAAUUUAGUGGAGAAAGGAGAAGAUGGAAGAGAGCUGAACGGAGACCAGAACAGUGGAAACCGUGUCCAGGAGCCGCCCAGUACAACUAAGGUACAGAGAAAGAAAAGGUUAUUACAUUCCUGCUAAAUAUCUGGGCCUGAAUGACCUAAAAGAGAAAGAAAACUUCCAGCAAAGAAGAGAGAAGUGUAAGUGGCCUUCAAGGACCCUGCUACAUCCAUCUGAUGGGCAGCACAGUAAACAAAGAAAAAAUAAUUUAGUGGAGAAAGGAGAAGAUGGAAGAGAGCUGAACGGAGACCAGAACAGUGGAAACCGUGUCCAGGAGCCGCCCAGUACAACUAAGGUACAGAGAAAGAAAAGGUUAUUACAUUCCUGCUAAAUAUCUGGGCCUGAAUGACCUAAAAGAGAAAGAAAACUUCCAGCAAAGAAGAGAGAAGUGUAAGUGGCCUUCAAGGACCCUGCUACAUCCAUCUGAUGGGCAGCACAGAGGGAGGCGCAUGCGCGCGGCUCACGCAGGAGGACGGUGUUGAUGUGAGCUCCGUGCUGACUGUGGCCUACUAGCCUUUCUAAGCGCCGGAAAACAGCUCCUCAGACCCGGAGACCCCACUAAAGCCUUGGGGAAUAUGCCCCGGUCGCAGCAGAAGAAAAAGCAUCACCUGACUCAGCGUUUAUCGCAGUCUAUCCCCGACUUAUUCCGGACCAGCUCGCGUUCCAAGAUGGCGGCGUCCCGCUCGAGCUCGCCUGUGGAGCACUCAGAGGAGGAGACUCCGGACCCUGGGGACCUUACGCCUGCAUCCAUGUUUAGGAAUAUACAGCGCAUGUUCCGCACCGAACUUACCAAGGCCGUGACUGAUCCCUCCUCUCAACUGCAGGAAUUGGGGCAGAGAGUUGCGGAUACAGAGGCGCGAGUGGAUGACUUGGCGGAGGCGGUGGAAGCCGACAAGAAGGAGCUGGAGGAUCACUCAUCGCAGCUUCAGGCCCUCGAGCUGAAACUCGAGGACUUAGAAAACAGGUCACGCCGCGCCAAUCUGCGCAUAAGAGGAUUACCGGAGGAGGUGACGGACCUGACUAAGACCAUCACUUCUCUGUUCUUCGAGCUGGUCCCGCAUCUGGAACCGGAGAUGCUGCCGUUCGAUAGGAUCCACAGAGCGCUCUCACGCCCCAAAAAUCCGGAUCUCCCCCGAGACGUCAUCUUGAAACUACAUUACCCGGAGGUGAGAGAUAUGAUUUUACAGGCUGCCAGGAAUGUCACUGCCCUGCCGGGAGUUCCUGCUACGGUCCAUAUCUAUUCUGAUUUGGCCCCCUCCACCUUAGCAAGACGUCGGGACUUUAGACCUGUCAUCCUGGCACUCCAGAAGGAGGGGAUCCGUUAUAGAUGGGGAUUCCCCUUCUCGCUAUCUUUCCAGAUAAAGGGGCACUCUCACACUGUCCGCACAUACUCAGAGGCACAAGAGGUACUCACCCGGGCACGUAUACCCCUGGUUGAUCAACCCCCUCUCCCGCAGCGCCCGAGCAGGGCUUCCCGUGCCUGGACCCCAGUUGGCAAAGAUGGCCGUGCAUCUAAACAACAGAAAGGCACUCGGCCGCCUAUAUGACUUGAGUGACUAGAUGGCCAUCUGCGGUCAUGUUUUCUAUCCUGGAAGGGUGCCUCCUUGCUUGGGGACUGCAUUUAAUGUAUAUUUGUUAAGGACUGCCGUGAAGGGACACUGCCUCCUACUUGCCUAGGACUAUGUUUUACUCGGGACAGUCUCUGAAUUCGUUUUGGUUAUGGCUAGGCCGCAUGUCGGGCCAGUGUGCCUCAUCCCUCCAUGGGGGGUUUAGGAGCCUUACUAGACAGUCACUGGUUGCUGCCUGGUGGUCCUAGGAUCUGGACUUCUGUUUGUUUUGUUUUAUAUAUGUAUAUCUGUUUGUCUGUUUUUUGUUUUCCUCUUAGGUACGCACCUGCGUGACUUACUGGUCGUGGGGUGUAAGCGGGGUAAUAUACGGCCAGACUCCUUUUUAGAUGUUGGUUACAAUUCUAUACCAUUGUUAUGUUUAACAAGCGUAACUAUCUUCUGCCUUGUCCAUGGCUAAGGUUAUAUCUCAUAAUGUCCGGGGAUUUAACUCCCCACUUAAACGUAAGAAAGCUGUUUUAGAUUAUACUAAAUUACAACCUGACCUGAUUUAUAUACAGGAAACGCAUUUCACUCAGUCGUCCAGUCCUUCAUUUUUUCAUAAGUCAUACCGUAGAUUCUACAUCUCCUCGUUCACGUCUAAAUGUAGGGGAGUCAUGAUUUUGAUACGUGACUCCUUUCCAUUUAUAGUGGAUCAGGUACAGACGGAUCCCGAGGGGAGGUUUUUGCUGAUAUUGAGAACGUUGUAUGACAAAAAAUUAUGCUUAUUUAAUGUGUAUGCACCCACCGAUGCCCCUAUGCAAUUUUUCUUGGAUGCUUGUAGAAUGCUUGAAAAGGUAGAAUACGAUCAACUGGUAUGGGCUCGUGAUUUUAACAUGGUAUAUGAUGGGAGGUUAGACAGAUCCAAUGUGGCUCCUCUCCGCAGGCCGGCCAGCCAGCAACGUUUAUUACGCCAAUCAUUUGUUAAUCUUAGUCUCACUGAUGCUUGGCGUGAACAUAAUGGGACUACUAGGGGAUAUUCGUAUUAUUCUCCGGCUAAAAGUCAUUAUACCAGAAUAGACUGGAUAUUGUUGAAUGUGAUGCUAUUGCCGAGCUUAUUAUUUGCUAAACAUGUACCAUCUGUCUGGUCUGAUCACGACAUGGUGUAUGCUAUGAUUGACUUUCUAUCACCAUUUCGCUGUCCAUUCAGCUUGAACGAAGCUUUACUCACCAUGCCCCGAGUGAGAGAUCAGCUAGAGUCUGACCUCACCCUUUACUUUAGCCAGAAU
Molecule: messenger RNA, 4092 nt
Organism: Hyla sarda
Lineage: Eukaryota; Metazoa; Chordata; Amphibia; Anura; Hylidae
Exons: 7
Coding region: 1835-2806 (323 amino acids)
Biological process (GO): retrotransposition
Cellular component (GO): ribonucleoprotein complex
Molecular function (GO): single-stranded RNA binding
Source: RefSeq, a predicted model, not a curated record